CGAAAAUCAUUGCAGGCUUCCUUCGACAAACAGCUUUUAUUUUCUCGAUUCACUCAAUGGCUACGAAUUUCAAGCUUCUUGGCUAUGGCCACACAGGCAUGGCCGUUCGCUCAAUGUCCGAUAGCCUCCGGUUUUGGAGGGAUACUAUUGGGGUUCCGGUCAUCUGGGAGCAGCAGGUUCCUCCCGAAGCAACCCAUACCAUCACCGGCGCCCCGGUUGGCGCAACUAUGAAGGUGGUCUUCCUGGGGUUGCCACAAACGCCCCGUGUGGGCGGCAGCGACCAGCCAAAUCAUGUCUCCACGCUCGAGCUGAUGGAGUACGAGCUGCCGGCUGAUCUUCCCGAGGCAGACAGGGCCCGUACACCGCAGGCAAGGCCAUGGGACAUUGGCGCUGUACAUGUCAACUUGGUUGUGCAGGGCCUGGACGACAUUUUGGAAAGGGUCAAGGCUGAGGGCUAUCAUGUUUUUAGUGGUAUAUUCACUGUUCCUCAGGAUGCACCAAUCCUGGAAGCUAGGGGACAGCGAAUCUGCUAUGUGAGGGGCCCAGAUGGGGAACUCGUUGAGUUGACAGAGAUUCCAGAGUAGGGAUGGACAGCGAAAUACUUGUCUGGA
This is a messenger RNA of Diaporthe batatas, 611 nucleotides long. RefSeq lists its product as uncharacterized. The transcript has 2 exons. The coding region runs from base 57 to 584 and encodes 175 amino acids. Lineage: Eukaryota; Fungi; Ascomycota; Sordariomycetes; Diaporthales; Diaporthaceae. Gene Ontology annotation, molecular function: methylmalonyl-CoA epimerase activity. Gene Ontology annotation, biological process: L-methylmalonyl-CoA metabolic process. The record is from RefSeq and is a predicted model, not a curated record.